This is a messenger RNA of Geosmithia morbida, 1134 nucleotides long. Its product is annotated as LETM1-like protein. The record is from RefSeq and is a predicted model, not a curated record. Gene Ontology annotation, molecular function: ribosome binding. Lineage: Eukaryota; Fungi; Ascomycota; Sordariomycetes; Hypocreales; Bionectriaceae. Bases 1 to 1134 code for a protein of 377 amino acids. The transcript has 2 exons.
AUGACUUGCCGAUCACCAUGGCGGCUGUGCGAGCAGCCCCAGUAUAGCCGCCUAGCAGGCCUCGCUGCAAACGGCGGCGCCGCCCGCAGCACGACGGCCGACCGGCUGCCUCUCGUGACUCGACAGGUUCGGUGGGCUCACGACCAUGACAGCAACAGGGCAAGGCAUCAUCAUCAUCAUCAUCCGACGACGACGACGACGACGACAGAGAGGAACGCACCCCCGACACCACGCAGGACGCAACUCUCCCGGAGCGAAAUGGUGAACCCUCCGGCGACGACGCGGCCGCCCACGCUGGCGAUCCCGCACCGCGACGCAUACGACAGCCAACUCAAGUACCUCUUCGAGCUCGGCAAGGGCUACAUCCGAUUCUACAAGGACGGGGUGAAGAGCGUGUGGACGAACCGCGGCCUGGUGCGCGACAAGCUGGCGCGCACGCCGGCGGGGGACAGGCCGUCGAUAUGGAACCCGUCGUACGUGCCGCAGUCCUUCUCCCGCGCGGACUGGGUCCUCCUGUGGCGCUCGCGCCACGACAUGAUACGCCUCCCGCUGUUCGGGCUGAUGCUGGUGGUGAUAGGCGAGAUGACGGUGCUGGUGGUGGCGCUGGUCGAGGGCGUGGUCCCCUAUCCGUGCCGCAUCCCCUCGCAGACCUUCAACGCCCAGCGGAGGGCCGAGACGCGCCGCAGGCUGGUAUUCGACCAGCUCGAGGACCGGUACCCCGCCGGCGCCUUCGACGAGCGCAUGAACCGCCGCGUAGCGAGAGACCACGUCCUCCGCUCGCUGUACAUGACCGGCGACGUGUGGGAGUACUUGCGGUACAUCCCGCCCGGCCUGUGGCAGCUCAAGGGCCGCCUGAGGCUGGCCUUUCUCGAGGGCGACGACGUCAACCUGGCCCAGGACGGGGGCCCUACGGCCCUCAACAGCGAGGAGCUGCGCAUCGCCUGCGCAGACAGGGGCAUCGAUAUCCUCAGCAGAAGCGAGACGGAGCUCAGGGGUUCCCUAGGCGAUUGGCUGCGUCUGACAGCCGCGAGGGAUCCACAAGAGAGGAGGCGACGCAUGGCGCUUCUCCUUCUCACCAGACAAGAGAACUGGCCGCAGAAUAGGGACUUUGCCGUGCCGGAAUGGGUCCUCUGA